This is a messenger RNA of Darwinula stevensoni, 1699 nucleotides long. Lineage: Eukaryota; Metazoa; Arthropoda; Ostracoda; Podocopida; Darwinulidae. The record is from the annotation of a GenBank genome assembly.
AAAACUAAUUUUUACUCUUUUUCUAGUUUUAAUCAGGGGCCAAAUCAUGAGAGAAAUGCCGUCUUGUGCUCGGGUGACGAGGCAACAUGCGUUGCAGCAGAUGUCUUUGGACUUCCCAGUGGAGAAGAAAACACCCAGUAGAAUGCAUGCAAAAAAGAAGAUAGAAGAAUUGGAAGCAGAGCCAAAGGGGAUUUGUCGUGCAGAGACGAAAAAGACAGUGAGGAGCUUUUACAGCCAACCAGUGUGUGUUUCACUGACUCCUCGUUCCCCAAGAAAGAGCCCAUGCAAGAACCCAUUGUCACUCAAUGGGAGCAGUAGCAGUCCAAAAAAGAAACGGGGUUUGAAGUCGUCUACAGACGAGCCAGAUGAGAAUGUUGUCUCCAUAGUUGAGAAACGUCAGCUUCCUCUCCAAUUGUGUAAACCAGAUGUUUCAGCAUAUGAUUCCGUUAAGGUUGCCCUACACAGUUCAGUUGGGGCACCCUUGAUAGGAAGGGAAAUGGAGAUCUCUUUCCUCCAUGACUUCAUUUCAGAGAAUCUCAGGAAAAAGAAUUCAGCCAGCCUUUAUGUGUCUGGACCCCCUGGAACUGGGAAGACUGCCUCUAUUAACCACAUCCUUGAAAACUUCAAGGAUGAUCUACCAGCUCACAAGGCAAUUUUGAUCAACUGUAUGGCUGUGAAGAAUGUGUCAUCAGUCUACUUUCACAUCGCCAAGGGCCUUGAUGGGGCAUUUCCAUGUCAGAAGGGAGAAAAGGAAACAAUCACAUGGAUUGAGAACAAGAUCACAUGCUCCCGAAAUCCAAUACUCUUGGUGUUGGACGAAGUGGACCAGCUGUCGAGUCGACGGCAGGAGAUCCUGUAUCGCAUCUUCCAGUGGCCCCUUCUCCCUUCCUCUCGCUUGAUCCUCAUUGGCGUGGCAAAUGCCUUGGAUCUGACCGAUCGCAUGCUCCCCUGGCUUCAGGGCUGUGUGGCAGCUCGUCCACAGCUCUUUCACUUCAAGUCUUACUCCAAAGAUCAAAUCUUGGACAUACUCCGCGCUCGCCUAGACCAGGCAGGUGAUAGUCAAAAUGUGUUUCAUCCACUGGCACUUCGAUUCCUUGCAUCCAAGAUUGCAGGGCGUGCCGGAGACAUCCGCAUGGCAUUGGAUGUGUGUCGUCGAGCAGUCAACUUGGCCGAAGCCAAGGCCAAGGAGCAGCUUGUGCUUCAGCCAGUAUCUAAUGGCAAAGGGCAGUGCCAAAAGCUCCCCUUGAAAGAGAUAGGGAUCCGGGAAGUAUCUUCCCUCUAUGACGAAGCGACUGGCUCAUCGGUGGCCAACCUCAUUUCUGGUUCGUCUCAUGAGAUGCCCCUGCAGCAAAAGCUGGCUGUUGCUACUCUGCUUCUCAUCACCAAAGGGACCAAGUCCAAGGAGACCACCAUCUCCAAGUGGCAUGAGGUGUUUCGCCGUGUGUGUGAUAAGAGGAGUGUGGAAGGUGUGAGCCCCUCCGAAUUCGUGCAUCUCGUCUCCCUCCUCGACUCUCAUGGGAUUCUGGCCUUGAAAAAGAAGAAAGAUGUCCGUCUUUCUCUCGCAAGCUUGAGGCUGGACGAGGGAGAGGUGGAGAAUGCAAGGAAUCAUUUCAUGAAACUCUUGAAGGAUGAUCUCCUGAAGCCAACUGCAAUUGCUGCCAUUGAGACUCUACUCUAUUACAUGGAGCAUGACCAAUAA